CCCAAAUCACUCGUGGCAUACUGUAUUGAAGAUCCUAAAGUGUUGUGGCGCUGUUGUCGGGAAAGUGUUUUGGAGUGUUAAGGGUUUACAUCGGGAAACAGUAAAGUAUGGCUCGUGGACCGAAGCGACAUUUAAAGCGCCUUGCAGCGCCGAAACAUUGGAUGUUGGACAAACUUGGAGGUGUUUUUGCCCCGAGACCACGGUGUGGACCACAUAAGUUGCGUGAAUCGCUACCACUGAUAUUGUUUUUACGUAAUCGACUGAAAUACGCACUAACAUAUAAUGAGGCGCGCAUGAUUUGCAAACAGCGUCUGAUCAAAGUUGAUGGCAAGGUGCGAACAGAUAUGCGCUUCCCUGCCGGAUUUAUGGAUGUAAUCAGGAUCGACAGGACAAACGAAACAUUUCGCCUGUUAUAUGAUGCAAAAGGACGUUAUGCUACCCACCGUAUCACAGAACAAGAAGGAAAUUUCAAGCUAUGCAAAAUAGUGAAAAAAUGUGUUGGACCAAAAGGCGUUCCUUUUAUUGUUACUCACGAUGCGCGAACUAUUCGUUAUCCUGAUCCUCACGUUAAGGUAAAUGACACGAUAAUGGUGGAUAUUGCAACUGGUAAAAUGAGUGACUACGUUAAAUUCGACCAGGGUAAUUUGUGUAUGGUAACAGGAGGACGUAACAUGGGUCGUGUAGGCAUUGUUGGACAUCGUGAGAAGCAUCCAGGCUCAUUUGACAUUGUGCACAUUAAAGAUGCUGCUGGACAUUCAUUUGCUACUCGGUUUUGAAAAAAUGGAAUUUCUAAAAUUCGGUGAGGUCAAGAUGCAUUUUGUUUGCGAGGCACAACAUACUUCUUCAUAGUGAUGAAUAAAGAAGGCCGGGGCCUGGUUGGCAUAACCACCGGUCCAGGUUAAAUAACGUAUUUAUCAUUGGCAAAGGGACGAAAUCUAUGGUGAGUUUACCGGGACCGACGAAGGGUGUCCGUUUGACUAUUGCCGAAGAAAGAGAUCGUCGACUCGCCCAGAAAAGGGCUGCUUAAAACAAUUUUGUUGGAAUUUGUGUGAUUUAAUUGUAUUGUUCAAUUUAUGAUUAAAAUACUUAUGUUGUUUGAAACUUCUUUUACAUCCAGUUUCUUAGCUUUGGUUCAUUAGUACAUUGAAUUCUGAAAGUUACGUCUUCUAGCCUGAAUGAACAGGAAUUUCGCGGUUUCGGUGUUUGUAGAAAUGGAAAAAUCCGAA
Loa loa (African eye worm) is the source of this 1226-nucleotide messenger RNA. Its product is annotated as 40S ribosomal protein S4, variant. Lineage: Eukaryota; Metazoa; Nematoda; Chromadorea; Rhabditida; Onchocercidae. Gene Ontology annotation, cellular component: cytosolic small ribosomal subunit; ribosome. The transcript has 7 exons. The record is from RefSeq and is a predicted model, not a curated record. Gene Ontology annotation, molecular function: structural constituent of ribosome; RNA binding. Bases 108 to 776 code for a protein of 222 amino acids. Gene Ontology annotation, biological process: translation.